AUGACAUACUUGGAUAAAGGUCCUUGUCAACCAUAUGGGCACGACUUUCCAAGAAGACCGAUGGGAAAUGAUAAUAGGUGUUUUCGGAAAGAAUGGUUUUUUGAAUUUCAUUGGAUAGAGUAUAGUAUAGAAAAGGAUGCGGCUUAUUAUUUGCAUUGCUACUUAUUCAAACCUGAUAGAGGGGGUCAAGGGGGUGAACAUAUAUUCACCAAGACCGGCUUUAGGGAUUGGAAGCACAAAAAGACAUUGAAAGAUCAUGUUGGGCUCUUUGAUACUUGUUGUAAAGAAAUUGAAGAAAUCUUAUUUAGUAACGCUCUUGGAAAUGACCAAAUGAUUUCACCAAACAUCCAAAAGGAUUUAGUUAAUUGUUGUGUCGUAGAGACAAGAAGGGCUAUUAUCAAUGAGAUGUGUGAUUCUUUGUUUUCAAUUUUUGUUGAUGAGACUCGUGAUAAUUCUAUAAAAGAACAAAUGGCAGUUGUUUUGAGGUUUGUUGACAAGAGUGGGAAAGUGAAUGAGUGUUUGUUGGGCAUUUCUCAUGCUACUAAUACUUGUGUCCAACCACUAAAGGAUGCCAUUGAUGCAAUAUUUUCUACAUAUGGAUUGAGCAUAUCUAGCCUGAGAGGUCAAGGUUAUAAUGGAGCAAGCAAUAUGUCAGGUAAGUUCAAUGUCUUAAAAGCCUUAAUUUUAAGAGAAAAUCCAUAUGCUAUAUAUAUCCAUUGCUUUGCUCACCAGUUUCAGUUGGCGGUUGUUACUGUGGCACGUACGGAUGAAAUGCUUGGUGAUUUUUUUAACAUGCUUGCUAUUAUUGUGAAUUUGGUUGGUGCAUCAUGUAAGCAUGUAGAUGCUCUUCGAGCAAGUUAUCAUGCUGAUAUUUUGAAGAAGCUUAAUAUUGGGGAACUUACUGAUGGAAUUAGUCAGUUUCAAGAAAUGAGUUUGGCACACCCCGGUUAA
Molecule: messenger RNA, 951 nt
Organism: Olea europaea var. sylvestris
Lineage: Eukaryota; Viridiplantae; Streptophyta; Magnoliopsida; Lamiales; Oleaceae
Product: zinc finger MYM-type protein 1-like
Exons: 2
Coding region: 1-951 (316 amino acids)
Source: RefSeq, a predicted model, not a curated record